CCCUUCACCCGUGUCGGGGAGCCGGGAGCCGGCCCCAGCGGGAGAGAGCGCUCCAGAUGACGCUGAAGGGGCAUUGACCAUGGCACUGCUCUUGGCCGUCGGGGGCGCGACCUGGCGUUGCUCGGGUCGCCUCCCCGCGCGUCAUUUCUCCCGAGCGGCGCGGCGUGGGGAGCGGCCAGGCGGGGAGGAGCUGAGCCGCCUGCUGCUGGACGACCUGGCGCCGACCUCGCGCUCUGCGGGGGGACUGGAACUUCUGUUUGGCCUGUCCCCUUGUCUCCUGGCCCUGCGGGCCGCCCGUCGCCGCGUGACCAGGCUCCUGCUCCAGGCCGGCAGGUCCGGGCUGCAGGGGGAGAGGGCCGAGCUGCUCCGGGCGGCAGAGGCGCGGGACAUCCCCGUUCUGCGGCCCAGACGGCAGAAGCUGGACGCCCUGUGCCGCUUUCAGGUCCACCAGGGCGUCUGCAUGGAGGUGAGCCCGCUGAAGCCUCGGCCUUGGACCGAGGUCGGGGAGGCGAGGCCAGGCGACGACCCCCAGCAGCUGUGGCUCGUCCUCGAGAGGCUCCAGGAUCCCCGGAAUCUUGGGGCCGUGCUGCGUUCUGCUCACUUCCUCGGAGUGGAUAAAGUCAUCACCAGCGGGAGAAACAGCUGCCCACUCACUCCGGUAGUCAGCAAGGCCAGCGCGGGGGCUCUGGAGGUGAUGGACGUGUUCUCCACUGAUGACCUGGCCGGCUUUCUACAGGCUAAAGCCCGGCAGGGCUGGCUCGUGGCUGGCACGGUGGGCUGCCCAGGGCCUGAGAUUUCCCCGUCCUCUGAGAUCCCCACCAUUAGCUGCUUGGAGUUCCUCUGGGACCGGCCUACUCUCCUAGUGCUGGGUAACGAGGGCUCGGGCCUGUCCCCGGCCGUGCAAGCCUCCUGCCAGCUGGCCCUUACCGUCCUGCCUGGCCGGCGGCUGCCUCCUGGACUGGGGUCCUUGAAUGUCUCCGUGGCUGCAGGAAUUCUUCUUCACUCCAUUUGCAGCCAGAGGAAGGGUUUCCCUGUGGAGGGGAAGAGAGAGCACCUUCUCCAAGACCCCUGAGGACCCUCAGCCACACCAGAAGGGCCCGGAGUGGCGCAGCACCCAGGACUGGCCUCAGGAUCAGAACAAAGAGAGGCGGAACGGGAGCUGACUUGGACCGAGUUGUGUGUGCCAGCAGCCCCCACCUGCUCCCCCUUCGCCAAAGAGGCCUCAGAUGUUCUGCGCGGCCAGGACCCGGGGUCUCUCCCCGGGCACUGUGGCCGCCUGGUCCCCAAGAUAGGGCUUGGGGACAACAGAAAGAGCGAGAACGAAGAGGAGGAAGAGGAAGGGGAAGGGGGGCGGAGAGGAAGGCGGGGGGCGCCGCCGCGGGGCCGCAGGCGUCCCCCUCCUCGGGUCGACCCGGUGGCGGCGGGGGGCCGGCGGCGGCUUCGUUGGCGGCCGCUCGGGAGCAACCUUGAGCGCGGGCGCUGCGACAGUGAUUUAGGUGCUGGCAUUGGAGCGUGA
Molecule: messenger RNA, 1516 nt
Organism: Odobenus rosmarus divergens (Pacific walrus)
Lineage: Eukaryota; Metazoa; Chordata; Mammalia; Carnivora; Odobenidae
Gene: MRM1
Product: mitochondrial rRNA methyltransferase 1 homolog (S. cerevisiae)
Exons: 7
Biological process (GO): rRNA methylation
Cellular component (GO): mitochondrion
Molecular function (GO): RNA methyltransferase activity; RNA binding
Source: RefSeq, a predicted model, not a curated record